AUGAACGUGAUCUUCAGGGAGGACGUCAACAACUUCCAGGUGGACCUGAGCCACCACCUCUCCACCACGAAGACCCGGAGAGAGGGGCUCGGACCACGGCUUUCACGAGGAAGGACUUCUCGAGGAAGGAUCGGGUCACAUUUGGAGGAAAGAAAAUCACACGAGAAGAACCAAAACAACAAGAAGCUAACCACGAAACGGGAGGGGGUCGAGUCUCCUCUGGUCAGCUGUCCGGCAGUUAAACGUCAGAGUAAGACUGAGCUGAGUCUUCUCUCUCUUCACAGGAGCCCUCAGGAGGCGAUCAUGGACGGGACGGAGGUGGCGGUCUCUCCCCGCUCUCUGCACAGCGAGCUGAUGUGUCCCAUCUGUCUGGACAUGCUGAAGAACACCAUGACGACCAAAGAGUGUCUGCACCGCUUCUGCUCCGACUGCAUCGUCACCGCGCUGCGAUCAGGGAACAAAGAGUGUCCGACCUGCAGGAAGAAGCUGGUUUCCAGACGUUCGCUGCGCCGAGACUCAAACUUUGACGCGCUGAUCUCGAAGAUCUACCCGAGCCGCGACGAGUACGAGGCCCACCAGCGCCGAGUCCUGGAUCGACUCAACAGGCUGCACAACAAGGAGGCGCUGAGCUCCAGCAUCGAGGAAGGGCUCCGCCAGCAAGCCCGCUACAGGUCCGAGAGGAACCACCGGGUGAAGAAGCCGACUCAGGAAAGCGACAACACCACCUUCAGCGGCGGAGAGGAUAACGGUGACGCCCGAUCACACCUGUCCCAUGACUCCGCCCCCUCACACACCCCCCACCCCUGCGGUCAGACCCCUUCAGAGGCCGGGCCGAGCCGCAAGAGACCCCGAGUCUCAGAGGACGGCUCGGGGCCGGAGGCAGACAGCGGGAGCCCGACGCCUCCGCUGAGACGUCACAAAGAGGGACCGGCCUCAGAGAUCGAGCUGGUGUUCAGGCCGCACCCACAGCUGGUCAACGCCCAGGAAUACAACCAGACCAGAUUCGUCAAGACGACAGCCAACGCCACGGUGGACCAUCUGUCCAAAUACCUCGCUCUGCGUAUCGCUCUGGAGGACAGACGGACCAAUGGGGAGGCAGAGGAUAGAGGCAGAGAGGAGGGGGGAGCAGGAGGAGCAGGAGAGGAAAGAGGAGCAGAGGCAGGAGGAGAAACUGGAAGAGCAGCAGCAGCAGGAGGAGGAGCAGGAGGAGGAGAGGGGUCGAGUCUGAGCAACAUCAGUGAGAAACAGUACACAAUCUACAUCAUGACCCGAGGAGGCCAGUUCUCUACGCUGAACGGCUCCUUGACUCUGGAGCUGGUCAAUGAGAAGUACUGGAAGGUCAGGAAGCCGUUGGAGCUGUACUACGCCCCCACCAAGGACCAACAGCAGCCGCAGCCACCGCCGCCGCCGCCACAGCCCCAACAGAAGUCUCCUCCUCCACAGAGGGAGGGGUGAGCAAGAGGAGCGUGCCGCUUUUCCCUCCUUCCAUCUAACCACACCUCCUCUUUUUGAAGGUGGAAGUUCAGCCGCCACGAUUUUCACAUACUAUCAGCAGCAUAUGUUUUUGUUUUUUUUUCUUUUCUUAAUUUACUGGAAAAAGUUGGACUUAUUUGUUUUCAUCUGUAAAAACCGAAUCUGACCUGAGACCUGAUUUUCGAACGAUUUACCAAGAAGAAAACCAAACCACUAAAUAAGAGCUGGUCAGUCUUUGGUUUCGUCUGCUUAUGUGGAGGCUGUUCUGACGGGUCACGGGUGGAAGUCAUCAGGACUUGGGAUUCGGGACUAUAAACCGUGGCUGUGGCCGACAGACCCGGGGAUGAGAUGAUUUUUCCUUUGUUUUCUGCUGGUAUGAAGCAUCUGCAUCCUGUCUGCGUCUGUUUUCCAUCAUUUGAGUCUUAUUACCUGAUAGUUAACAGGUGCAGCCAUUUAAAAAGACAAGGGCCUGCAG
Molecule: messenger RNA, 1948 nt
Organism: Xiphias gladius (swordfish)
Lineage: Eukaryota; Metazoa; Chordata; Actinopteri; Istiophoriformes; Xiphiidae
Product: E3 ubiquitin-protein ligase RING2-A-like
Exons: 8
Coding region: 1-1455 (484 amino acids)
Biological process (GO): negative regulation of DNA-templated transcription
Cellular component (GO): ubiquitin ligase complex; PcG protein complex
Molecular function (GO): ubiquitin protein ligase activity; chromatin binding
Source: RefSeq, a predicted model, not a curated record